AAAACGUGUGGUCUCUGAAGUCCUCUGAACAUUUAUUAUCUUAAAGAUUCAAUUCAAGCUCUAAAAUGUCAAUCGACUGGCUCGGGUUUGGCUAUGCUGCAGCCAUAGCUUUCGGCGGAUUUAUGGGCUACAAAAGAAAAGGUAGUGUGAUGUCGUUGGUAGCUGGCUUAGUGUUCGGUGCACUUUCUGCUUAUGGCGCAUUAAAAAUAUCAAUGGAUGUACGGGACACCUCAAUCUCCUUGCUUUCCUCGGGAGUGCUCGCUCUUGUGAUGGGAAUGAGGUUUAAGAACUCUGGAAAACUAUUGCCUGCUGGUCUUAUGGCAGUACUAAGUUUGUUAAUGUUUGUGCGGAUCCUCUUCAGGAUUAUGAUGUGACACUAAAACCCCAACAGUGGGGAUUGGACCAUAACAGUUUGCGUCUAUUGACAAAAAUAGACACACAGGUUAUGUGACACUCAUAACAUUCCCAAUGAUGAUUCCCUUUGAAAAUAAAUAUUUUAUAAAAUGAGCUUACACUACAUGACACAACUUCAAGAUCAAUAUUGAAGAUGACACCACAAAACGUGGCGAUGACACCACAAAACAGUGUUUCAGUAAUGUCCUAAUGCUUUUUGCAGAAUACUAAACGUUUGCCUUUUAGUGUGCCCAAAAUAUUUGGGAAAAUGCCAUUCAAUUACUUUUGCUGUCACUAAUAAAGGCUGCAAUAAAGGU
This is a messenger RNA of Gadus macrocephalus (Pacific cod), 710 nucleotides long. RefSeq names its product transmembrane protein 14A (gene tmem14a). Bases 66 to 374 code for a protein of 102 amino acids. Lineage: Eukaryota; Metazoa; Chordata; Actinopteri; Gadiformes; Gadidae. The transcript is spliced from 5 exons. The record is from RefSeq and is a predicted model, not a curated record. Gene Ontology annotation, cellular component: mitochondrial membrane. Gene Ontology annotation, biological process: regulation of heme biosynthetic process.